AUGAGGAAAUUUACGAAAGGCAUCACCAAGAAACUUUCUAAGUCCUUCAAGUUUUCCCGCAACCGCAUUCCUGCAGUCCAGAACGUUGACCCUCAAGGUGCUGUAUCGAGUCAGAAAGUCGAGUCCUUCAUUUUUUACGAGGCCCCCAGGACACGUCACAUCCGCAUUCUUCCACCGACAAGCAUCCCGCCUCUUCUGAAAAUCCAAGGCUCAUCCAGAGAACCUGCUUCGAAGGUUCUCGACACCCCCUUUAGCGUGGAGGAAACCCCUGGUCCCCAAUCGGUUGAUGCUGAACUUCGGAAUGCCCAUGAGGAUUUAGAACGCAUAAAAACACUUGGGGGACCUGCGACUUCGAUGGCAUCCGCCAUCGCCGAUUCCCCAGCGGAUCUCGCCGCCGCGGAUGAUUUCCAGACCACAUACCUCCAACCCCUCAAAAUUUUCAACACUGUCAUCGAGAACAUCGCAAAUGUAUGGGCUGCUCUCCUUGAUUGA
This is a messenger RNA of Suillus subalutaceus, 492 nucleotides long. RefSeq lists its product as uncharacterized. The record is from RefSeq and is a predicted model, not a curated record. Bases 1 to 492 code for a protein of 163 amino acids. The transcript has 4 exons. NCBI's taxonomy places the organism in Eukaryota, Fungi, Basidiomycota, Agaricomycetes, Boletales, Suillaceae.